This is a messenger RNA of Tuber aestivum (summer truffle), 2181 nucleotides long. NCBI's taxonomy places the organism in Eukaryota, Fungi, Ascomycota, Pezizomycetes, Pezizales, Tuberaceae. The record is from the annotation of a GenBank genome assembly.
CAAGCAAUGAUUUUCAUUCGUGCCCUAUGGGCGGCUUUUUGGGUCUCCUCACUGGCGCUGGCGCAGACAAAUAAGACCAUUCAGAGGUUGGGCGCGAAGACGGUCGAACCUGACAUCAAUAAACAAACGUGGGAUUGGAAGCCUGAUUCCCGAUGCCGCCUCCUGGCACAUGAAAGUUUGACUCCUUCUUCUGAUCACUGAGGGACCGCUUCUCAUUUGAAAUGUGAAGGCAUUGUUGUCAAUUCUCAGGGAAAAGACCUGCUCAUCUUUGAUGGAGGCCUCGCAAAAUUCAGGCACAAUUGGAACGGCGAAAACAUUGAAGUUCUUGAACUCAGUGAGUUUCAUUUUUCCCCGGUUCUGACUUCACAGUCGCUCACACAGAUUGAGAUCCCCGAACUGUUGUCAUCGACCUCAGCAAAUCCUUCUCCUCUCGGGAUUUCAUUCCAAUCUCCCAACCAAAGAAACCAUUGGGGGUUCCAGUGGUCAACCGCUUCGGCCUCUGGAAAGGAUCAAAUCAGGAUUGGGUUGUGAUGCAAGGGGGACAUUUUUAUGACGCUGACGAUUGGCGAAAUUCUUCUUACUGGGUCGAAAAGAAGGAUAUUCCCCCUUACACGAUCUGGAAGUACGACCUCAAGACUUUAAUUUGGACAGAGAUUGCACUGCCGGAUGAGAUGCGUCGUUUCAAACGUGCAUUUGGCGGUGCGGCCGUUUCUGUUCCAAGGACGGACAAGAGCUACUAUAUUGGGUUUGUCACAAACCUGCUUCUCAGAUAGUAAGCUGAUUUGAAGUCCAGAGGUCUCUGGACUCCACGUGCGUCAAACGACUCCUUCGAACGAUUAGCAGUUCCACAAUCUGGAAUGCUCGUCUACGACCAUAAAACCGGCACCCUGACAAACGAGACAUUCGGUGAGCCAGGAAUGGCCUACUGGCACGGGUCAGCCAACCAUCUUGAAAUUGGAGAGAAGGCUGGAUUCUUGAUCGCCCUCAUGGCUGAGACAGCCCCCGGUGGAGUUCCAAUCGAGGACAAGCCUGGUAUCAAUGAUGAACAUGGCUCUGGCGUAUGUUUUAUAUCCCUCUGAGAUUCGCCGCAUCUCUUUCUGAAAUAAGGACACAGCUUUCGUUCGAAUAUGUGAUGCUCUAUGACCUUGAUGGCAAAAAGUGGAUAAACCAAUCCACAACCUUUUACAAAGGGGAGGCUCCAAUUACCAGAACAAGAUUCUGUGGGCAAACAGUUUAUAGUGAUGAAACAAAAACUUGGGAGUAUACUCACCAUUCCCAAUCCUCAAGAUUUCAAUUUUUAACUUUCAGAAAUCAAACAGACUUUGGGUCCAUGGUGGGAUGUUAAUGGAACCACUUGGAGAAGCUGCUCCGGACGCCUGGGUUUUGACCAUGCCAAGUUUUAUGUCCGUUUCCUUUCCCCAGUUGGGCGUUGUUUCAAAACUGAUUUUUGACAACAUCUCAGCUGGACCCGAGUUGAGGUUCCUGACAGUAUGGUCAGAAUGCGCUCUCACACUUGCAAUGCGGUUGGCAGUCAAUUAUUGAUAAUUGGCGGUUAUCCACCGUCUGCGCAAGUGGAGAAAGAUGCUCCCUGUGAUUCUGAACUGAUUAAAGUGCUAGAUAUGAACCAAGUGACUGUGAGUAUCAUUCAAUUCAAUUGGGAGCAAACAUAAUAAUAUCGUCAUCAGUGGAGUUCACAUUACACCCCUGGAACAGUUUACAAAACACCAGAAAUCGUGCGAAAGAACGCAGAAUUUCACCUUAACCGUGUGGAUCCGCACAGCGGUUGGGCAGACGAUAGCCUACGUGAUGCGUUUCAUUACACUAGGGCCCCGCCCCCGGCCCCCCCCCCACCACCAAAUCUGUCAAGUGGGAAAAUAGCUGCUAUAGGGGUCUCCAGCGCCGUUGUCCUGGCGCUUGUGGUGUUCGGAUCCUGCGUCGCCUUCGGCCUAGUGAAAAUUCCGAGAUUCCGGUGGCCGCUGCCGAGGCUGAGCGGAACGGGAGGUCGGCCAGGAUCAGCUCGGUCAUUCCCCGGAUCAGACCAGGGGGUCGCAAAGUAGAGGAAAUACUAGCCUCCCCUGCCCGUUCCUGAGUCUAGGGCUGUGAUGAUAGCUUGGAAGCUUGAUCUUUUUUUUAUGAGCAAGCGUGUGUGAAGAAUUAAUCUCUUAAUUAAUUGUCUCCGGG